AUGGCUUCUUCAAAAGAAUAUACCGAUGAACAGCAAAACUAUUACAGAAUUUGUUAUCUAACUACUGAUAUACUAGCGGAGGGUCUGAGAGAAAUAUUUAAACAAGAAUGGGACAAACUGUACAAAUCAACAAAAGGAGAAUGGAAAGACGAGCCUCGUAAUGGAAUGGACUUUUACAACGGAGAGUCUCCUCGAAAUCAAAAGAGAAACGCUCGUCUUUUGGACACUAUGAAAAACGGAAACAGAGGGGAAUGGGACUGCACAAUGCUGUUUUACGCCAUCCUUUUCUCUGAUUGCGUCGGGCCAGGUCUUAACGCAAUAGUCAGAAAAAAUGUCGAUGAUCUACGAAAUUUCAGGAAUGAAGAAUUCGCUCACAUGCCACAAGGUAGUCUCUCUGAGAUCGAUUUUCAGAAUGCUAUUAGCAAAGUUGACGUUGCGUUUCAAGCGCUUAGUCUUCCCACUGCAAAAAUUCAAGACCUAAAAUGUCAGAAAACAUUUCCAACAAAAGAUUUAACAAAGGUCCUCAAAGAAGUUGAUAAUCUGAAACAAGAAGUUCAAGAAAAAGAGACUCAGCGUCAGGUCCUUGAAGAUCAGCUCCAAAAUGAAGCACCCUCAUUCUGUGUUCUCCCUCCUAAACCCUCGCAUGAAAUCGGUGGUCGUGAAAGGGAAGUAGCCAAAAUAGUCCAACAGCUGAGGGAACUUAAUGACUCCAGUGACAACAGGUUGAGUUAUCUAUACAUUUCAGGGAAUCCUGGAAGCGGCAAAUUACAGCUAGCUGGCCUCGUAGCUGAGAGAUUCUUUGACGACCUUAAAGAAAUGCCUGGUGGGUCUUCAUUUGUAAUGACCUUAAAUGCUGCAAGUCCAGAUUCACUUCUUGAGUCGUAUGCCUCAUUUGCUCGCCACUUAAAGUGCCCAGACUAUUCAGUUGUGGAAACCCUAAGCUCAAAAGAUUCGACCGUGGACGAAAAGAUCACUAGUCUUAAGAUGCUUGUACCUGUAAAAAUUAAGUGUUACACGUCGUGGCUACUGGUGUUUGACAAUGUCACUACUCUGUCGUCAGUGCAUGUCCAUUUACCACAGUUUAAAAACAAGCCUUGGGCAAGGGGCCAGUUGCUGAUUACGACCCAGGACACAACAUCAAUUCCCUCAGAAAGCUCUUUUGUUAAUCACAUCUCGGCAAGCAAAGGUAUGGAGCCCAAUGACGCCCGUUCAUUAUUGUCCAAGCUUUCUAGUAUCCCAGAUAGCGAGCUGGUAGGAACAGUAGCACAAAGACUGGACUAUCAACCUCUUGCUUUAGCAGGCGCUGCCGUCUUUGUUAAAGAGAUUCGGAAGGACGAAGUAUCGAUGCAUUUUGGGUGGGAGGAAUACCUGAAGAUCUUAGAAAAAGGCAAAAGACAGAAAACGGAGGAUACACUUGUCAACACCAAUCCAAUUUAUCCAAAUUCAAUGACGAAAGUAAUAACGUUAGCCGUCGAAACACUGAUGAGAUCCGACAAAUUUCAAAAACACCUUUUCACUUUUCUUGCCCUCUGCGCUCCACGACCAUUGAACGUCGACAUAGCAGUUAGUUACAUCAUGAACGCACAUGAAGAGUUUGAUGAAGCGGACAAGGAACUAAUUCGCCUGAGAUUAAAGAGAAGCUCACUUCUGCUGUUCCAAAAUGAAGAGGGUGGCUGUUUUAUUCGAGUUCACCAGGUUGUGCAUGAUGCUAUAAAAACUGUAGCAAAAGAGUAUGCAGAAAGCCAAACCAAUGAGGUCGUUAGUGGGGUCAUUACAUCAUUUAACGAAUUUAUCGUGGCAAGUCCACCAGAGAAUAAGCGACUAAACACCAGACACAUCGCUCCACAUUUGAAAGCUUUAACUAUAGUAACUGACAAAGUGUUUUUGCGAGAUAAUUUCUUUCAAGUUCAUGAUAAGGAAAUUUCUGAAAAAUGCGAAAACCUUGGAAAUAUUUGUCAAAUGCACUGUGAAUUCGAAGGAGCAAAAACAUAUUUUGAAUAUUCACUCACUUUUAAGCUCCAAGAGCUCGGCCCAGAGCAUGUUGAUGUUGCAACAAAAUACAGUAAGCUAGCUUUGAUUUACCGGUAUUUAGGUGACUUUGAGCAAGCCAAGGAGUAUCAGCAACGUGCUCUGGACAUUAAACUAGACAAGCUCGGCCCGCAACAUGUUAAUGUUGCAACAAGCUACAAUAACCUAGCUUCGAUUUACCAGGAUUUAGGUGACUUUAAGCAAGCUACGGAGUAUCAGCAACAAGCUCUGGACAUUGAACUGGACAAGCUCGGCCCGGAACAUGUUAAUGUGGCAAGAAGCUAUAGUAACUUAGCUUCGAUUUACCAGGAUUUAGGUGACUUUGAGCAAGCCAAGGAGUAUCAGCAACGUGCUCUAGACAUCCAACUGGACAAGCUCGGCCCGGAACAUGUUAAUGUUGCAAGAAGUUACCAUAACUUAGCUUCGAUUUACAAGGAUUUAGGUGACUUUGAGCAAGCCAAGGAGUAUCAGCAACGUGCUCUAGACAUCCAACUGGAAAAUCUCGGCCCGGAACAUGUUAAUGUUGCAACAAGCUAUAAUAACUUAGCUUCGAUUUACUGGCAUUUAGGUGACUUUGAGCAAGCCAAGAAGUAUCAGCAACGUGCUCUGGACAUUGAACUGGACAAGCUCGGCCCGGAACAUGUUAAUGUUGCAAGAAGCUAUGGUAACUUAGCUUCGAUUUACCAGGUUUUAGGUGACUUUGAACAAGCUAAGGAGUAUCAGCAACGUGCUCUAGACAUUGAACUGGACAAGCUUGGCCCGGAGCAUGUUAAUGUUGCAAGAAGUUACCAUAACUUAGCUUCGAUUUACAAGGAUUUAGGUGACUUUGAGCAAGCCAAGGAGUAUCAGCAACGUGCUCUAGACAUCCAACUGGACAAGCUCGGCCCAGAACAUGUUAAUGUUGCAACAAGUUACCAUAACUUAGCUUCGAUUUACAAGGAUUUAGGUGACUUUGAGCAAGCCAAGGGGUAUCAUCAACGUGCUCUAGACAUCCAACUGAACAAGCUCGGCCCGGAACAUGUUAAUGUUGCAACAAGUUACCAUAACUUAGCUUGGAUUUACAAGGAUUUAGGUGACUUCGAGCAAGCCAAGGAGUAUCAGCAACGUGCUCUGGACAUUGAACUGGACAAGCUCGGCCCGGAACAUGUUAAUGUUGCAACAAUCUACAGUAACUUAGCUUUGAUUUACCAGGAUUUAGGUGACUUCGAGCAAGCCAAGGAGUAUCAGCAACGUGCUCUGGACAUUGAACUGGACAAGCUCGGCCCGGAACAUUUUAAUGUUGCAACAAGCUAUAAUAACUUAGCUUUUAUUUACUGGCAUUUAGGUGACUUUGAGCAAGUCAAGGAGUAUCAGCAACUUGCUCUGGCCAUUAGUGCAGACAGGCACCGGCUCAAAAAAACACCAAAUAAGGUACAUGAAGGACUGCUUAGAGACGUAAAAAAAUAUAUUCUGGAUAUUAUAUUUCUUCUAGAAAGAUUUUAGGCAGUCUUUAUGGUUUAUCGCUUUAGUGUUGUGUUAAAGGCUGAAUUUUUCAGUUUUUUUUUUUUCACAGCAGCAUAAGUUGCGUCUUAAACUGCGAGGAUCAUCUUUGCAUUUUUUCUUUCGCAGUUCCAAUAUAUGUAAUUCAUAUAAUCUUUAUAAAUGAUUUUAAUUUGAUAAACUCCAUAACGUUUUACAUGUAUUAAUCUUGGAAUCGACAUUUGGGACGUUUGUAAGACAUCUCUUAAAUUCAGGUUUGACUGUAACAGUUUCUGUUUACUCUCUAUUUCUGCUUUCAGUAUCUUUAAGUUUCUUCUAAUGAAAAAAACCUGUUAGUCCUUGCAGAUUACUCAUGAAGCUGAAAGGCAUUUAUCACAAUCCAAGAAAAAAGAUGAUGGCGAUGAGGAUGAUGAUAAAGGCAAUAGUAAGGACGGUAAAGCAAAAAUCAUUGUUAAGUUAAAAAUGUCUCCUCCUGAUAACUUUUAACGAUUUUAAUCAAGGGCGCUUUCCUCUUAGAAAAAAUCCGAUAAGUUUUGAUCGUUGCACAAUCUUACAGUCUUUGGACUAGAUGCGACAAAGGGAACGUGAGUAAAAACCCGGAGAUGGAUUCUUCAGCGUUCCAAAAAUAUUUGUGUGAAACGCCUGCAAUAACGUAGAAUUCUCGACAGGUGUAAUUGUUUUGGACCCAUGCCCAAGCAAACUCAUUAAUUGUGAAUCUACAAAUGCGGAUUUAGAUUUAAUCUAUCACCAGAUCUAUUGGGAGUGUGUUUUCAGUUUUAGUAAAGAAAGGCAAAAUCCGCGUUUGGAUGAUUGUCUCAAAGAAAAGUGGCGUAGGUCAAAAGUCAGCUACAUCCAAAAGGAAAUUUUCAGGCAAACACAAUUUUCGAUUUGGGGCUGCUUAUUCAGACAAACUACAGGUGGAUUUUAACACCGCCAUUUAUUAAAGCCAUUUUCAAUUUUGCUAACCUCAAGAUCCAAACAUUGUUUGCCUCUUAUGGUAUCAAGGAGGCUUUCAGCCCAGGCAAACCCAGUAGAAAACCAUUUAUCUACUUUAAAUAAACGAGUUCAAAGCGAAUUAAGGGUUCCGAUGAUGCCAGAUACAAUACAUUAGGUGCGGUUACACUAGACAGUGAAACCACACAGUGCUAAAUUGCCCAAAAGGAAGAAAAAACGUGAACCCAGUUUUGAGGUAAACGUUGUUGUAAACAUUGAAGGCUUACAUAAUCGUAUUAAUAACACCCACUCCACAUUAAUUAAACUUAGAAAGUAGAGAUUCAGUCUUACAUUUUGAGACUAAAAAGGACGACGUUGACUUCAUUUUUAUAAAGAAAGACAAAUUCUUGCUCAGAAGUCAAAAGUACGGGUUUACAAAAGUGUUUGCAACGACUUAAUAAGGAAAUAAUUCUUAAACACAUGUAAAGAAAACUUACGAAUUUUUUGAGGAGCUUUUAAAUUGAUGCAAAAGUGUAAAAUACAGAAAAACAUUCACAGCAGCGCUCAAAAUCCUGCUGAGGUUUCGCAGUCCCGUUUGGCGCUGGAUUUGGCGCACGACGGACUCAGCACGUAAACAACACGUGAUUUCUACUUUUUGGUACGUUUCAAUCUCUCGUGAUUGGUUGAGCCGCCUUAGGCCGUUCUUAUUAACCAAUAGAAUUUACUUCGGGAACUGUCAUGGAUAAUUCUUUUGAUCCGAUUGAUGUAUCCAUGGAAACUUCCCCGAAGCAAGCAAAAAGCCGCUUCCACGUGGGCAACAGCUAGUUGCCGGUGAGUGAAAUGGGUACUUUUGCCGCCCCUAUUUUAGGUCGUUUAAAAAGGAUACGUUAUGGUCAACGUUUGACUUUCCUCGAAUCUUGUGCAUUACAAGCUUGAUUACUCUUCUCUUUUACAGACAAAAGAGCUAAGAGAGACAAACACAAUGCUGGACAAAUGGCUAAGAAAGGUUUAGAUGCUGGUAGUGAUGUGUCAUCUGAGGGAGAUGGUUACCUGGAUUCACAGGAAGAGGAUUACAGAUCAGACACCUUUGCAUCUUUGGAUGGUGAGAUAUUUUAAUCCUUUGAUCCCCAAAAUCUGUCUUUGUCUGCUGCUGUUGCUAUGAUCUAGCCUGUUUUUAGCCACCCCCUCGCCCUCAAACAUUAUGGAGCUUAAGCAAAGACAUUUUUGAGCAACGCACGUCAACCGGAAGUGGGGUCUUUUCUCUUUUAAUAUGCCUUGAUGCUUCUAACAAAUUUGUAUUGCUAAGUUUCUUUACUCUGAUAGAGACGAUCUGCCCGAAAAUUUGGGCACAACCACUGCCCAAGAACGGCAAAAAGUUCACUUCCGGUUGAUAAGCCUGGCUCAAAAACGCCUCUGCUUAAGCUCCCUAAUUUGUUUAAAGGGAGUGGUUAGCUAUACACAGGCUACUGUGCCCCAGUUGCAUCACCCUUCCUGUCAUUUUUUCUUCCUCUACUGUGCUUCUUCAGUUCCCCCUUUGCCUCGAUCUCCGCUACUUUCUUUCCGCUUUCUUUCAUCAAGGGAUGGCGCAGUGGCGAGAGCGCUCGCCUCCCACCAAUGUGACCAGGGUUGAAAUCCUGGCGUUGACGCCAUAUGUGGGUUGAGUUUGUUGUUGGUUCUCUCCUUUGCUCCGAGAGGUUUUUCUCCGGGUACCUCCGUUUUCCCCUCUCCUCAAAAAUCAACAUUUCCAAAUUCCCAUUCGACCAGGAAUCAGGUAGACAAAGAACCACUUUGUGGAUGUGCUACCUCCAAAUUAUUAUUUAUUUAUUUAUCUCUGCAUCACCAUUAUGUGUAACAGCUGUAGUUACAUUAGCCAAUCAAGAAGCGGGAAAUAUUAAAGUUAAGUAACGUCUGUUAUAAAGGGUGCUACUGUAUAAUGGCCUCCUAAUCAUCUGCUGCAACUGCUCCAAAGAUAUGGAACGUUUUAAUGGACUAUAUUAGGAAAGAGAAGAAUUUCGAUAAGUUUAUGAAACUUCUUAGUAAGACCUUCUAUUUGAGAGAAGCGUACAGCAAGGUUCUUUUAUUUUCUACUCUUAUAUCCUUUUUUCUCUCUUGCUCGUUUUUGGUAAUGUUAAAUUAUUGAUGUAGCAAUUGAAAGUGUAAAUAAUUUCAGUUAAUACAGUAGGUAGUAUGACUUUGUUCUAUGUAGGUUUCAUUUUUGUGUAUGCGCAUUUGAUCAUAUACCUAUGUUAAAAUGCGCUAUAGAGGUGUCAAAUAUUAUUUAUUAUUAUUAUUGUUAUUACUAUUACUUGUGUAAUAUGGUCUCGAAUUGUUCACUUCUAUGCUCUCUAUAGGAGUAUGCCACUGCCGCUUUCUCUGCAAGGUUACAACUCACCACAGUACUUCUUUGAUGCUCUUAUCAUUAUCAUCAUCAUCAACAACAACAUCAUCAUCGUCAUUAUUUUUGUUAUUAUUAUCUUCAUCAUAAAGACCUGUAUUGCAUUGUCUUGCUCAUUAUUUCUUUUACAUGAAAGAAUGUCCUUAAAGAUAAUAUUCCAUGUAUGGUGAAAAUUCAUUGUAGUUGACACUUCGUUCCUUGUUUUUAUUUAUCUUGUUGUCCUGUCGAGGACAUAAGACAAAUUCCUGGCCUUACUCUUUAAGUAAAAGAAAAGAGGUGACAUAAAGCAUUUAAAAGAAGCAUUUAUUUCCAUCUUAAAUUAUACGACAACAACAAUAGCGCCAUCGUGCUACUGAAACGGUUUUCACCAUGUUUUCGCAUAGCAGAAGAUGCAACAACUUUGAAACUUGAAGAUGACCUUAAUGCAGAAGAGACAUCAAGUGAAGAUGAGGGUGAAUUACCACAAGAAGGACGUUGGCUAAAAGACUUGUGGGAACGAGAUAAAAGAAAGGAGUCCUGGGACGAGGACGAGGACGAGCAUGAGGACAAGGCCGCCGCCGCCGUUGACGACGAGGAUGAGGACGAGGACGCGGAUCGUCCUAACCGUCGCACCCUCGCCCUCAUGCUGGCCGUCGUCGUCGUUGCCGUCGUCCUCGUCCGGACCAGGAUGAAAUGA
Porites lobata is the source of this 7511-nucleotide messenger RNA. The record is from the annotation of a GenBank genome assembly. NCBI's taxonomy places the organism in Eukaryota, Metazoa, Cnidaria, Anthozoa, Scleractinia, Poritidae.